Molecule: messenger RNA, 714 nt
Organism: Pochonia chlamydosporia 170
Lineage: Eukaryota; Fungi; Ascomycota; Sordariomycetes; Hypocreales; Clavicipitaceae
Product: cysteine-rich secretory protein family domain-containing protein
Exons: 2
Coding region: 1-714 (237 amino acids)
Source: RefSeq, a predicted model, not a curated record
AUGCGUCUGUCAAUACUCCUCAGCCUCGCGGCCAGCACACUUGUCGUGUCAAUAGGCGUCCCACCCGGCCGAGACGCAAGCAUCAAUAGAGAAGCUCGCCAUGGACGAGGGUGGACUCUCGAACCACCACCCAAGGUCACGCCAUUCAGGGGAGCAUGUAGACAGUCAACCGACACAAGCCUCGUCCAAUCCCAGAACCGGCCAAAUGCGAACAAAACCCUUGAUCUCAGUUCAGAGGAGAGGAAGCUCCACAAACUCAUCAACGACUAUCGCGCCGAACACAAAUUAGCACCGGUUCCCCUCUCUUAUAAGCUCUCGCAAGUCGCCCAGGCGCACGCAUACGAUCUUGCUAUGCACUAUUCCGGCGGCCCCGAGGGGAAAUGCAACCUCCACAGCUGGUCGGCCAAGGGGAAAUGGUCGCCGUGCUGCUACACCGGUGAUCACAAGGAGGCUGCCUGCAUGUGGAGGAAGCCCAGGGAGAUUGCUGGCUACAACAGCGAAGGCUUUGAGAUUGCGUAUUCUGCGAGCGUUGGUGCCACGGCCGACGGUGGAGUUAAUGCUUGGAAGGGGAGUCCGGCUCAUAACGACGUGAUGAUUAACCGUGGCCCGUGGGCGCAGAUGACCUGGAAAGCCAUGGGGACUGGUGUCUACAAACAGUUUGCCGUCGCGUGGUUUGGUAAGCUGGAAGAUGUGGCUCCAGUCGUCGAAGCAUAG